This is a messenger RNA of Fomitopsis serialis, 2674 nucleotides long. Its product is annotated as RNA dependent RNA polymerase-domain-containing protein. The transcript has 10 exons. Gene Ontology annotation, biological process: siRNA processing. The record is from RefSeq and is a predicted model, not a curated record. Bases 228 to 2444 code for a protein of 738 amino acids. Gene Ontology annotation, molecular function: RNA-directed RNA polymerase activity. Gene Ontology annotation, cellular component: nuclear RNA-directed RNA polymerase complex. Lineage: Eukaryota; Fungi; Basidiomycota; Agaricomycetes; Polyporales; Fomitopsidaceae.
UGUACGUACCGUAGAGCGUUGGGACGGUAGUCAUAUUACUGUCCCUGAGGAGCCUGCAGCUCCAGCCUCUAGUGUAGAGCUCACCCUGGAACAGCUGCUUGCAUGGCAUAACAAUGUGACACACAACCAAGGACAGAGCAUGACGAAAUGGUCCGCUCGCUUUGCACUUGGACUCUCAAACUCAGUUCCUGGACUUCAAGUCAAGGAGGAGUGCAUUCAUGAAGUGAAUGACAUUGUCUGUGCUGCCUUCAAUAGACAGCACAAGAGCACUUGCACAAUUGCUGGGGUGGAGUGAGGUUCCAACAGCAAUCCAGAUGCGCAUUGCUGGAGCAAAGGGCCUCCUGAUGUCACAUCCUGCCCCCAUCUUGCCCAACAUGCCUUUCCAUAUCUCAUUACGACCUUCCCAAAUCAAGAUUGCCCUGUCAGGCUUGGGUCAUCCUAUAGACCCAGCCAUGCUCACUAUAGACAUCAUCAAGCCUGGGCGGUUAAGUACUCCCUCACGACUCUCAGAAGAGACCAUCAUCAACUUGGCAGAGAAUGGAGUCCCACUCUCCAGCUUUGUCAAGUUGAUGAAGGAUGACCUGCAGGCCAGGGUAGAUGGUCUGACUCAGUGGUCCCCACCAUUCUCUGUAUAUACUCUGUACAGGAAUGUGGGAAAUGCUGAGUCAGUGACCACUCAGAGGCUGAUAAGGGAGGCUGCUGGUACUGCCCGUGCAAAGGGCUAUACUAGCCGUGAUGUGGAUGAGCAGGGGAGGGAUGAGGAUGUGGAUGAGGAUGGGCUGGAUGAGUUGGAUGAGGUUUUGAAGGAACAGUCAACUGCAUGGUGGGCAGAUCCAACCAGUGGAUGUCCUUCAACCAUUGCAGAGACAGUUCUUGUGCUUCUUGACUCUGGUUUCCUCCCUGACACAUGCCCUGUGCUUGCAUCCAAGCUGAAGAACUGCGUCAAGAUGGUCAUCAAUCAAUGCAAGAACAAGUGUCACAUCACUGUGCCUAUGUCAUGCACAGUAUUUGUUGUCCCUGAUCCUUGCAACAUCCUUGAACCCAAUGAGGUUCACAUCAAGAGCUCAUCCAGGAACUUGGCAGACCAGGAUGGUAUGCAAACUGAUCUUGUGCUUGGAGAUGUCUUGGUUACUCGACAUCCAUGCAAAAUUCCCACUGAUGUCCAGAAGGUCACUGCCGUGUACAAGCCCGAGCUCAGCAACUAUGUUGAUGUCCUUGUGGUAUCUACGAAGAACCACCACUACAAUGGUCGGCCCCUAGAUAGACAUUUAGCUAGCAUGACCGGUGGAGGCGACUAUGACGGAGACACCAUGGAGGUGUUCUGGGACCCGUCCAUCGUCACCCACUUCACAAACGCCGACCCGAUGUUCGCUCAAGAGCCUGCAGAGGUCCAGGCAGCGCUCAGCAAGAAUCCCGAGACUGUCCCAGAUUUCCUACAACGUACCUCUGGCUGUAGCGCCGACCUCAAGCUUGUCGAGAUGCAGAGGUAUCUCCUCGGAUCUCUGCAAGACGUCUCUAGGGUCGGCACCUAUUCGAAUUACUGGUUAGCUUCAGCAUACAAGAAUGGGUAUUCAGACCCGAAAACGAUCUUCCUGGCACACAUGUUCACCAACAUCCUCGACGGAGCCAAGACGGGUGUCACCGUAUCCAACAAGGUCUUCGAAGAGCACAGGAAAACCUUCCGCUCACUCCCGCUCCCCUGGACCCUCGCGCAGAAGCAGUCGAGGAACCGACACGAGUUCGUCGAGGAAGACGACAUCCCCGCCAAGCGCGGCACGGGUCUCCCGCCCUUCAUCCUCGAGCUCAUCUACCGCGAGCUCAUGCACCAGUGCGACGCGCUCGACAAACACCUCGACACCAUCUUCCCCGAGAAAGACCCGCGCACCAAGGCCCCCCUCGACAAGCACCUCACCGCGCCCUGGGAAGAGGCCGUCGCCCGCGCAGAGCAGGUCACGGCGGCGCGCGGGGACACCUGGAUGCAGAAGGAGCUCGACGCGAUCCGCGAGCACGUCUGCGCGGUGUACGCGCAGCACGCGCUGCGGGUCAAGGGCAUGCACGCCUCGCGCACCAGCCACGGCCGCUCGCGGUCCAGCUCGAGCCGCCGGAAGAGCAAGGGCGGCGCGUCGUUCUCGGACCGGCCCAUCGAGCAGCGCCAGGACAUCUUCCGCGAGCUCUCGAAGAUGUUCGAGGACGGCCCCGCCGCGCUGCCGGACGGCAGCGCGCUCCUGUGCUUCGACAAGCCCGCGAUACGCAGGCUGCGCGCGUCGUACGCGUACAUUCUCGACCGCGACCGGUCGUGGGGCGGGUGGUCGCGCUUUCCGUGGGACGUCGCGAUGCGCACGCUGUGCGAGAUCAAGGUGGAGGCUCUCGGUGGCGGGAAGACGCUCAGGGAAGAGUUCUACUAUAAGAUGACGAUCCCGAAGUCGUUUGUGAAACAGACAUGAGAACGGAAGAAUUGGACGGACAUACCAUGCGGACUGCGAACGGAGGAUAGGUAGCACAGUGUGUUUACCUGCUUGUAUUGAGUAUCGAUUGCUUGUAGAUAGUCUGUAGUUAGAGGUUUGACGAAGGAAUGUACGAACCUCGGUACGAGCAAACGAUUGAACCACGCCCUCAACUUGCCACAGCCUCACGAACCUUCACGACGACACAACAGACCGACUGAGAUAUCGAU